Molecule: messenger RNA, 3376 nt
Organism: Hipposideros armiger (great roundleaf bat)
Lineage: Eukaryota; Metazoa; Chordata; Mammalia; Chiroptera; Hipposideridae
Gene: NKX1-2
Product: NK1 homeobox 2
Exons: 2
Coding region: 77-1018 (313 amino acids)
Biological process (GO): cell differentiation; regulation of transcription by RNA polymerase II
Cellular component (GO): nucleus
Molecular function (GO): DNA-binding transcription factor activity, RNA polymerase II-specific; RNA polymerase II cis-regulatory region sequence-specific DNA binding
Source: RefSeq, a predicted model, not a curated record
GCCACAGACGAAGGCAAGCCCAAGCGUGGCCAUCCCGGACCCCGCGCCGCCGGCCUCCGGCCCGCGGGCGGCGGGCAUGCUGGCAUGGCAGGACGGCGGGGCCAAGGCGGCUCCCUCCCACCACAAGAUCUCCUUCUCUGUCCUCGACAUCCUGGACCCGCAGAAAUUCACCCGCGCUGCGCUCCCGGCCGUGCGCCCUGCUCCUGGGGAAGCCAAGAAAAGUUUGGCAGAGACAGAAGCAGGAAAGGACGCCAGCUCCGGGGACCAGGCCCGCCAGCGGGAGACCCCUGGCCGAGGAGCGGGGGCGGCGUCCCCGCUGGAGGGCUCGGAGGCCGAGGAGGCGGAGGCGGAGGCGGAGGAGGAGGAGGACGCGAAGGACGCAGGAAGGCGGCGACAGGAGCGACCUGCGCGCCUACUGGCGGGCCCGGCGCGCUCUCCGGAGGCCCGAGCAGUGGCGCUGGUGGAGGUGGAGCGCGGCGCCGGCGGCCUCGCGGGCUCCCCGGGCUCGCCGGGCUCCCCGCGGCCCCGGCGCCGACGCUCCGAGCCCAGCUGCGCCAAGCCGCGGCGCGCGCGCACCGCCUUCACCUACGAGCAGCUGGUGGCCUUGGAGAACAAGUUCCGGGCCACGCGCUACCUGUCGGUGUGCGAGCGCCUGAACCUCGCGCUGUCGCUCAGCCUCACUGAGACACAGGUCAAAAUUUGGUUCCAGAACCGCAGGACCAAGUGGAAGAAGCAGAACCCUGGCGCCGAUGGUGCGGCGCAGGCAGGGGCCGGGGCGCCCCAACUCGGGGCGCCCGGGGCGGCGGCGACGGGCGGAGGCAGCACGGAGGAUAGCCCGGGCCCCCCAGGCCCCGGCGCGCUGCCCUUCCAGACUUUCCCCUCCUACUCGGCGGCCAACGUCCUCUUCCCGGCCGCCUCUUCCUUCCCGUUAACGGCCGCCGCCGCCGCCGCCGGGGGCCCCUUUGCGCCCUUCCUCGGGCCCUCGUACCUGACCCCUUUCUACACCCCGCACCUAUGAACCCGGAGCCCCUCCCGGCCCCCAGUUCGUCGGGAUUCACGAAUCGAGCCGUCGUGAGGUCUCCACUCCACGGAGGGGCGCUAACGCGCAGGGACCGCCCCCUCCUGGCGCGGGUGUCUACGCGCCUCUUUUCUGCCACCUGCCGGGAGGCGCCGCCAGAGGCCAGGGACAGGCCGCCCACCGACUCAUGGUCGCGCCCCUUCCUGCCUCGCGGACCCCCUGAAUCCACACGGUCCACUGUGUGUGUGGGGGGUGGGGGGCGGGGGCGCGGGGCGCAGGAUCUGCCGUCUUUAAAAGUGCCCUCCAAUCUUCCCGUUUCUGGACCUAGCUCUUCACUCUUGGUCAGGCUUAACUCAGCUCAAGGGCUCUUUUUGAAGGCCUGGGGUGUUGGGCACCCGGCUAACAAGGCUGUGUGGAUGGGGACGCGAGGGAGCCGAGACCUCCAGCCCGCCAGCUGCUCCCACCUAGGAUGGAAUCCUCAAAGAUUUUGGCUCACGCCUAGGGUAAGGGGCUUUCCCUUUUCGUAGCUGAUUGUUUUCUCUUUUCAUACUUGAUGAUUGGCCCAAACCCAGCCAUUCCUCCUAAAUACUGAACAAAGCUGGGUCCAUGAGCACACACUGCCACUGUGAAAUGGACAAUUUUUUUAAAUGCAAAAAAACCCAUCGUUUUUUCAAUCUUCUUUACAAUUCGGACUUGAGCACUAUUCUUGGUCCCAACAGACUCUCUACAGGUUAUUCCUGAAAGAAUGGGUAUUUUCUUUUUCUGAGAAGACCUGAAGUUUGUGCUAGGAAACCUAAGAGCUUUGGAGCCAGACUUACAUGCUGCAGUAGACACAGUUGUGUGGCUCUGCCAAGUUCUGAGAGCAGCUCUGACAAACCACAGCAAUGACCCUAAAAGGCAUAAAAAUGAUAAUGAAGGGACCAAUGGCUCAGCUAAAACCUAGAGGUCUAUGCGUGAAUCUGCCUGCUUUUAUUGAGAUGUAAUUGACAAGACUGCCUAAUUUGAUUCGCAGUAUUUGAGACUCUAAAACUUGGGUCCUGAUUAGUGAAUCUGUCCCCAUGAUACCUAAGCUCCCAACUGGGAACAGUGCUGGGGGACAGCUAGCUUCUCCAGCACACACAUGAAUUGGACUCAUUUUUAAAAAGCACAAACUCAAACUUUUUAAAGCUUCAUCUAAGGUUUUGACUUGAAAGCGAUUUUUUGUUCCAAACAGACUUUCCACGAUGGCAGCGUGAACAAGCAAAAGGUUGUAAGAGUCUGUGGAAAGAACUACUUCUUGGGUAUAAAGAGCUACUGUGGAAUCAAAAAGCAUAUUCAUAAUGGAUUCAACUGCAGGAACUUAAUUUCUGGAUGUGCAUUCUAACUACUGCUUUUAUUAUCUCCCCCAAACAAUUAAUUCUUCUGUAAAAUUCUCCUGUCAGCUUUGUUUGGAAUACUCUUCCUUUAGUUUUCUUUGUAAUGUGUGGUUCGUAGCCCAUAUCUCAGAAAUCCAGAUGUCUCCAACUAGGUCAUGUAUGUUUCAUUCUCACCUUUAUUUGAUUGAAGCCCAUUGAUAUUUACAUGGAUACCAUAUUCCUUGCUACGUCUUGAUAGCCUAUGCCAUUUAUAAUUAAAUUUAACAAUCAGUGAUUUCUUAUAAAGUAAAAGUACAUUGGUAUUAUGAGCAUGAGCACAUGAUAUUGUCAUCUUGAAAUAUCUAGUUCUAUUAUGAUCAGGAAUGACAGAAAAUAUCUUCCCCUUCUCUGAAAUUAAAUAAAGACUUCAUAUUCGUGACACGCUCACAAGAUUUGAGAAUGUUAUUGCUUAAUUACAUAUUACUUACUAAUUUAGACUCUUUUCUUUGUAUUCCAAAAAAGAAAAGUGUCCCCAAAACAACACAUUGUACUUUCUAAAAGACAAUUGAAGCCAGAUGAGAUUGACAAUGCAGUUCCUGUAGUAUAGACUAUUAUUUUAUUCACUUAAGUGUUGAUAAACACUCCCUCAAAGGCUAUUGGUUGGUUUCUCAAAAGCAACAUUCCAUGUGUCAGGAACAGGCAGGCUAAGUGUACAGAGGCCAGAUCUGUAACAAGCUGAAUUUCUGCGAGAUGAGGGAAACAUGUCAUUCCUCAUAGGUAUCAGAAUCACAAGACUCCAGUUAGAGAGAGGGACUGGGGAGUGAGGCGGAGGCUAAUCUGUUUGUGGACUAGCAUGGAAUGCUUUAAUUCCUGACCUUUCUUGUUUCUAUAAAUUUUAACAGAGUAAUGCUUGAAGUGUGUGACUUUGGACUUCUGCUGCUUUGAAACGCCCAGUGGCUUUCCAACCAAAUCCUUAGACUCAAAUCUAUUGAUGUGUUUGUCUAAUAAAUUCUUUUUGUAAUGA